Messenger RNA from Benincasa hispida (wax gourd), 1161 nucleotides. Lineage: Eukaryota; Viridiplantae; Streptophyta; Magnoliopsida; Cucurbitales; Cucurbitaceae. The record is from RefSeq and is a predicted model, not a curated record.
AUGGAAGCCUAUUUAGCUUAUGUAGCAAUUUCACAGGAUAAGAAACUGAGACUUGAGGAUGUACCUGUGUUUGUGAUAGUGUUCAUAGACGACAUACUAGUGUAUUCUAGUAGUGCGAAGAAACAUAAAGAACAUCUGAGGAUGAAAGAGCUAAACUUAAGACAGAGAAGAUGGAUCGAGUUGAUCAAAGAUUAUGACUGUACAAUUGAUUACCACCCAGCAUUAUCAAUUGGUCAAUCAGGAGGUUUACUAGCUUCAUUUCAAGUAUGUCCUACUCUCAUAGAAGAUAUUCUACAUGAACAUUUAAAGGAUUCCGAUCUUCAGAAGUUAGCUGAAGAAGUAGGUAAAGGAUUGAGGACAGACGACCAAUUAAGAGCAGACAAAGUGCUAUUAAAAGAAGGUAGGGUAUGCGUACCUAAUAACUUAGCACUUAAACAAGCUAUUCUAGAAGAGGCACAUAGUUCGGCUUAUGCUAUGCAUCCAGGCAGUAUAAAGAUGUACAGAUCAUUAAAGAGAUCGUACUGGUGGCCUGAUAUGAAAAGAGAAAUACCAGAGUAUGUUGACAGGACACCAGCAAGCUAUGAUGGUAUAUGGUUUGGGGCUCCAGUUUCAAUUGUAUCAGAUCGAGACUUCAGGUUUACAUCGAAGUUUUGGCCUUGUUUACAGAAAGCUAUAGGUACCAAGUUAUAUUUCAGUAUAGCUUUUCAUCCACAGACGGAUGGUCAGUCUGAGUGGGCAAUCCAGACAUUAGAGGACAUGCUGAGAGCAUGUGUAUUGCAGUUCAAGGGCAGUUGGGAUACACAUCUGUCGUUGAUCGAAUUUGCAUAUAACAACAGUUACCAUUCGAGUAUAGGAAUGGCAUCAUAUAAGGCACUAUACGGAAGACCAUGUAGAACUCCGAUAUGUUGGAAUGACGUCGGUGAAAGAAAAUUAUUAGGUCCAGAACUUGCGCAACAGACAUCAGACAGUGUUAAAAUUAUAAGAGAUAAUCUUAAGACAACUCGAGACAGGAAAAAGAGUUUACCGAUAAGCGGAGAAGAGAAUUGGAGUUUGAAGUUGGUGAUAAAGUUCUGCGAUCCACUAAAUUCCUCUGUCAACAUUGGGGCUUCCUUUUACACCACCGUGUCUGAGGUUACUGUCUUCUCAAGCUAUGAGACAUGA